This is a messenger RNA of Drepanopeziza brunnea f. sp. 'multigermtubi' MB_m1, 504 nucleotides long. RefSeq lists its product as uncharacterized. Lineage: Eukaryota; Fungi; Ascomycota; Leotiomycetes; Helotiales; Drepanopezizaceae. The record is from RefSeq and is a predicted model, not a curated record.
AUGUCAUCCCCACCACCCCCUCCAACCCAAACCCACGAACAGCUCACCCUCGCCGGCGCCCGUCUCGCCCUUGCCGCCGCCGAGCGCCGCGCGCAGGAGCUCGGUCUCGGCAUGAACAUUGCCGUCGUGGACGGGGCGACGCACCUGCUCUGCUUUGCGCGGAUGCCGGGGGCGAAGAUUACGAGUAUUGGGAUCGCGAUAGACAAAGCCUUCACAGCAGCAGGCCACCGCCUCGGCACGCACCUGUACAAGGAAGCCGUCUGGCCCGGCGGCCCAGCGUACGGCCUGGGGAACAGUAACGGCGGCCGGUUCACAACCUUCGGGGGCGGGCUGCCGAUCCUGAAUGCGCGCGGGGAGGUCAUUGGGGGUAUUGGGGCGAGUACGGGCACGCCGGCGCAGGAUCAGCUGGUGGUGCAGGCGGGGGUGGAUGCGUUGAGGGAGGUGCUGCACGGCGGGAGUGGUGGUGGUGUUGGUGAUGGAGAGAGGGUGAAGGCGAAGUUGUGA